Aspergillus pseudonomiae is the source of this 1272-nucleotide messenger RNA. Its product is annotated as autophagy protein 5. NCBI's taxonomy places the organism in Eukaryota, Fungi, Ascomycota, Eurotiomycetes, Eurotiales, Aspergillaceae. Bases 262 to 1230 code for a protein of 322 amino acids. Gene Ontology annotation, cellular component: cytoplasm; phagophore assembly site membrane; Atg12-Atg5-Atg16 complex. The record is from RefSeq and is a predicted model, not a curated record. Gene Ontology annotation, biological process: autophagy of mitochondrion; C-terminal protein lipidation; nucleophagy. The transcript has 4 exons.
CCUUGAUAGGGUGGUUCUUCUUCUCUAGCUAGACAAACACUAGCAUACACUCGUGUUGCGAUCCGCUUCUCCUACAUAGACAGUGUGCAACACGUUGACAGACGUGACCCCUCAACCAUGUGGAACUGAUAGUGGGGGACAACAUCUCGAAGUCUCAGCUGUAACGUGUAGUUAGACGAGGUCGCAGACUGCCCUCAUAAUCCAGGGAUAAAACCUAGACAAACAAACUUAAAAUUGCUCCUCAUCGAACAACUGACAAAGAUGGGAUCGCAAGCAACUCUCAACAGUAUCCAGAAGGCCGUAUGGGACGGCAGACUUCCCUUACAGAUUAGACUUGCCCCAUCAGAAAGUCGCAUAUACGACCAGUCUGACCCGUAUCUUAUCUCUUACCCCCGAAUCUCUUAUCUGCCAUCCCUCCUGCCCAGACUGAGGGCCUUCUUCGCCUCUUCUCUGAUCGACCCCAGUUCCCAAGCCCAUGACGGGUGGUUCUCCUUCGAAGGCGUCCCGCUCAAAUGGCAUCUCCCUAUCGGCCUGCUAUAUGACCUCUAUGCGGGCGCUGACCCAGCAUCCAAGGGAACAGUCGAGCCGGAAGACGCAGGCUGGGACAUCGAUAACGAAGAUAGUCCACUACCAUGGCGUCUCGUCGUGCACUUCAGCGACUGGCCAGAUGAAGAACUAGUCCGACUGGACGCAGAGGGCAUGGUGAUGAACGACGCGUUCAUCAACAGCGUCAAGGAAGCGGAUUUCCUGCGAAACGGGACUGCAAAGGGCAUUAUGAGUCUGUCGAAGGAGGAUUCAUCUGGGCUAUGGAAGUCUGUACAGGAUGUGGAACUCCCCUCCUUCCAACGAAUUUCCAAUAUCCUCCUUCCACCUCCCAAUCAGCCUUUCCGGAACAUCCCAAUUCGCAUAUUCCUCCCCCUCCCGCCUGACUCGGGCUCGCCUUCUCUCAAGGUCGUCCAGUCCCCGGUCCCGCCGUCGAUACCUCCCUCCAGCGUGGCGGCUAGCCAAUUGACCCUUUCACGAAGUAGUACCACACCGCAGACGCAGACGAUAGGUACAGCCUUGCAUUCGCUACUACCGAACCUGUUUCCCAGUCGGAGGACGCCCGUGUUAGCGAAGCCCGUGCUCCACGGUGCGGCUGUGCCUAUGUCAGCGCCAGUGGAGGAACUGGUCAGGAGUUCGGCGUACGGGGAUGGUUGGUUGUAUGUCGUUGUGCGGAUGAUGGGGUGAUUGUUUUGUAUGUAUGGGCUAGAUCCCUAUGAUGAGUAUCGG